UAUACCCUAACCAUGUAUUUUCAACAAUAUUGGAGAGAUAAAAGGCUCGCCUAUUCUGGGAUCCCUCUCAACCUCACGCUUGACAAUCGAGUGGCUGACCAGCUAUGGGUGCCUGACACAUAUUUCUUAAAUGACAAAAAGUCAUUUGUGCACGGAGUGACAGUGAAAAACCGCAUGAUCCGCCUACACCCCGAUGGGACGGUGCUGUACGGGCUCAGGAUCACCACCACGGCAGCCUGCAUGAUGGACCUGCGGAGGUACCCACUGGAUGAGCAGAACUGCACUCUGGAAAUCGAAAGCUAUGGCUACACCACAGACGACAUCGAGUUUUACUGGCGUGGCGGGGACAAGGCCGUCACUGGAGUGGAGAGGAUUGAGCUCCCGCAGUUCUCCAUUGUGGAGCACCGGCUGGUCUCGAGGAACGUUGUCUUUGCCACAGGUGCCUAUCCUCGACUCUCACUGAGUUUUCGGUUGAAGAGAAACAUUGGCUACUUCAUUCUGCAGACUUACAUGCCCUCUAUACUGAUCACGAUUCUCUCCUGGGUGUCCUUCUGGAUCAAUUAUGACGCAUCUGCAGCUCGAGUUGCCCUCGGAAUCACGACCGUGCUGACCAUGACCACCAUCAACACGCACCUUCGGGAGACCUUACCCAAAAUCCCCUACGUCAAAGCCAUUGACAUGUACCUCAUGGGCUGCUUCGUCUUUGUGUUCCUGGCCCUUCUGGAGUAUGCCUUUGUCAACUACAUUUUCUUUGGAAGAGGCCCUCAAAGGCAGAAGAAGCUUGCUGAGAAGACAGCCAAGGCGAAGAAUGACCGUUCCAAGAGCGAAAGCAACCGGGUGGACGCCCACGGAAAUAUUCUCCUGACAUCGCUGGAGGUCCACAAUGAGAUGAAUGAGGUUGCGGGCGGCGUUGGUGACACCAGGAAUUCAGCAAUAUCCUUUGACAACUCAGGAAUCCAGUACAGGAAACAGAGCAUGCCCAGGGAAGGGCGGUACAUGGGAGACAGAAGCAUCCCGCACAAGAAGACCCACCUACGGAGGAGGUCUUCGCAGCUCAAAAUUAAGAUCCCUGAUCUCACCGAUGUGAAUGCCAUAGACAGAUGGUCCCGGAUCGUGUUUCCAUUCACUUUUUCUCUUUUCAACUUAGUUUACUGGCUGUACUAUGUUAAUUGAGUGACUGUACUUGAUUUUUCAAAGACUUCAUUUAACACUGAGUGAAUAUUACCCUGCCUGUCAAGUUUUUAUACUUGUACACACGGACACACAUGCAGACACACACAUAUAUACAUACGCAAUUGUAUAUAUAUGUGAACUUUCUCAGCAUAUAUAUAAAAUACACGUGUAUAUGAGGAUGUAUGUGUAUAUGUUUAUACACACAGGUGUGAGCACCCAUGUGUAUGUCUAUAUAUACACAUACAUAUAAACAUUUUGCAGCUAUGGACAAUUUAACACAGGAUGCAUAUUAAAGAACGUCAUAGUUUUUCUUUUUUAAUUGAAAGGGACAAGUAUCAUCUAAAUAUUAUGCCUUGAGAAUGAGGACGUGAAACACAAUAUCAUCCCAAAAGUGUGUCUUUUAUUAUCAUAAGUUAGAUGUUUUAGUUGAAAACUCAGAAAGACAUUCUUAGUUAAUUUUCAGAAGCUCAUACAGUGGUAUUGCUAGUUUAAUGCAAGUCACACACUUCAGACCCUCCUUUUCGGUUUACUGAGCAAAGGCUUGUUGGCUUUCCUGGUGAUGGGUUUUGUUCUCAUCAGGUAUACUUUCUCUGCGGUGGUUUAGCGGAUGAAGUGUUUACCUGUUGUCUUAAACGUAGAUAGAUCCCACACUGAUGCCGGAACGUCCAUCUUUUGAAAACCCAUCGGGAGCGAACGGCAUCCCCUUGUAAGUUCUCUAACAUCCAGUGUGUGUAGGGUUUUUCUGAUCACUUGGAGUGGAUCCAGCUUCACUCAUGUGGGAACACAGUGGCAUGUCUUGAUAAUGACAGUUCAAUCACCGAAAAUGUGCUCUACACCUCGUCCAGAUUUCUAGGCCUGAUAUCAUACAGAAAGCAUAGACGUCUCAGGUUCUUUGUUACUCUAAGGUAAAACCAUCUAGGAUGAUUUCCCCCUUGCAGUUAUGUUAUCAGUCAUUCUUACGACAUUGUAUGUUAAUAUAAACUAUAUUUGCAUAGUAUGCAUACAUAUGUAUAUUUACCAAGAUUUUGUUUCUUAUGCUUGCUAUCAUGGCAGCAUGCAAUGUCAUAUUUUUCAUUAUGUGAUGUAACUACUUUCUGUUAUCUAGAAAUUAAGAUUGAAGCUAAAACACUUCUACUGUUCGCUUUCAGAAACUAAGAAACAUCCUCAUGCCUUUAUUUUGUAUGUGACAUAUCUCAUAAGCACAUCCAAUUACUCCUAGGCCAACUAGGAAUCUGCAGGAACACAACCAGUACAUACCACGCAUCACCCCACGACCCGUGACCGUUCUCUGAGGCCAAGGAGGGCAACCUGACAACAAACGCAGUCACUUUCGGUUCCUUCUGAUCCACAGCCUCAUCAGUAUUUGGACUUUUUAAAGCUCGUAGAAACAAGACAAGGUGCACCGGUUUCAUAGACGCAACCUUAACUUACUAUUUAGAUGAGAUCUUUCUAAAGAAAAAAAAAGAUGAUAUAUUUUUUGUAAACAAUAUUUCUAUCACAGGCAUCCAUAAACUGGUAUGGCUACAGCUGUGCAGACAGGUGUCACAGUGAAGUUAAGCAUUCGGAGGACAAGAUAUAAAGCAAAAUACGCAUGAAAGAACUGCUAAAUUAAUACUUCAUUAGAAAAUGCCACAUAUGCCUCACCCUGUCUGUUCUGUCCCAAACGAAUGGCCACGGUCUGGUCCAGUAAUCAAAUGCCCGGCACUGCCGUCUCCAGGUACAGACAGGCACCCCCUCUCUGAGGAUGUGUGUGGUAUGAACUGUCACUGGGAGCUGGCCAUGACUUGCUUUUGCUUUUGUGGCCAUAGCAACCCUUCAUUUGUGGGAGUCUGUGACAGAUCAAAACCCACCAUCAGAUAAAACAUAGCCCACAAAAAUCUCAUGCUAGUCAGUUAUUGAUUUUAAUGCCCUUUUCCCUCCUUCAUUCCUAUCUUUCUUCAAUGUCUUCUGCCAACUGCUGCCCUCUGAGUUUAUUUUCUCUGGAGGUGUGCCAAGGAUUUCUUGUUCUUUGGCAUUUCUCUGGCAGUUUUUUUCAUGGGAAAUAAUGGGGGGGAUUCUAAAAGUUAAACAGUUUGGGGAUAAACCUUGUAAGUGGCCUUAUCAUUGUUAAUAUGUUAAAGAGAAAAGAGACAUUUGUGAAGACUUUAUCCCUUUCAAUGCUUCAGGUAUCUUUUUCUGUAUCCAGUAAUUCAAGGUGUGAGCUCCUCGUCAGAAGAGGGACCCCCAAAUGCCAACAAACAUGGAAAAAUGCAGCUAACGGUCACUUUAAGUGUAUAAUUUAUGCUAUUUAGAACUGUGACAUUCAUUUUUUCCUGGGAGAAACAUGAUUCAAAACUUUUUUGAUGCAUAGUUGAGGUACCCAAAUGUGGAAGGCGGAGACCUCAUGGGGCUCAGAAGAGUAACAGUUACUUCCCGAGAUUUUCUGGAUAUAAAUUUGCAUGGUAUAGUCAUAAUAGCUUUUGAGCUUUUUAUAUGCAUUUGGCACCAAGACUGGGGAUCCACAACUUUGUAGACACUGCGAUGAAGUUAGCAUAAUAGCUAUACUAUAAAUAGUGUUUGUUACCACACACACACACACACACACACACACACACACACAUAUAUUCUGUAAAAAAAAAGAAAAACAACUUUUUAAGAUCCUUGGGUAUGUGUUUGCUUUACUCCAUUUCAGAAGAAAAUUACUUUUCUUCUAAUAAAAUUAUUUUAUAGCUUCUCCAUUUUUAAAAGUUGUGAGAAGUAUUGAGAAGAGAACUCUGGCUGUGCUAACAGAAGUGACCUCAGUGUGAUUCUGUUGUUACAGUGACCUCUCAUACCCCACACAGUUACCUAAGCCAGUGCGUGGGCCAUGGUGGGAGAUUCGGGACCCAGACUCUGACGUUAAUUGGAGGUGGCUGUUACCCAUGCCAAGACCUCUGGAGGAAGGACAACAAAAUUUACUUUGGGAUCUAAUGAGGUUUUUUUUUUUCCACAACUGAAAGUAACAAACCAUUCAUUUCUCAGCAGUCCUGUCUUUCCAGAGUGCUUCACAAGGGCUCAGAAUGUACAGAGGAGGCUUGUGAGGACAGUCUGUGAUUGCUCAUCCUCAGAUACGCCUGAGGCAACUCAGGAGCUCCCUGCACAGAGUCCUACGGAGAAAGACGAAUCAGACUCGAGUCAUCUCUAACAGGAGCGUCAGCCCUGUUCACCAACCGCAGAACUGUGGAGGGGUUUCACUGUCCAUACCACGAGAAAUUCACUUCUCCCCAGUCUGAAAUGAACUAGAAAGUAGGUCACAAUAAUAUUCCUACUGGGAUUUAAAGUGACCUGUUCUUCUGUAGUAACACGAGCUGUUAGUGCCACCAUGGGAACCUUGACAUUGGGGUCCCUCCCAUCGAAGGCACUUCCCUCCUGUCCAAACUCAGAAUUAACAUCAUCGUCACCAAGGAGAUCAUCUAGAGGUGACACUGUACACAUAGGGCCUGGCUGUGGGGACAGACACGUUGCAGCAUAGAUGUUCACGUUUAGCUUCUACUAGAUAAUCCAUUGGUGUUUGUCCCAACAACAGUGUUUUCUAGAAAGAGAUGUGUCUAACUUCAAAUCUCCUGGCUUGAAAGUACAAACCAUUCCAUGACUUCUAUUUUAACCUUCUGCCUGAAAAUCAGUUCAUAUUUCUGACCAUUUUAUGUAAGCAAAAAUUGAGAAAUUGGUGAAAUCUUUUGUCACUCCUGGAAGGGACUCAGGCUUUCUUCUCACCGUGAGCCUCCAUCAGAGUAACAUUGAAACUUGGGGCAAAGAGCUGCCCAGGUGGAUCAAAAUUUCCCAGGACACUAGCUAGUGUGCCUUGGAUUGAUUACCUCUUUUACUGCAUUGAAAGGUGCCAUGUUUUCCUGAAAUACUAAAUUCCCAACACCUGGGUAAACUGCAACCUCCCAGAGAGUGGCUCACAAACUACCCUAAACCGCGCCUCUCCCGAGGGACAACCCUGGAGCCCGUUCUGUCAUCCUUGUGUCAUUUUCCUACUUCACAAGUCAGUGAGUGUUCAAGGUAAGUACAGGAUCACUCUACUAGGGAUAGACGAUUGCUGUCAAGAUCAGUUCCCAUGUUGACUUCAUUUCACUGUAAAGAUAAAUUUAAACCCAGUUUUGCUUAAGCACAUUGAUGUAAUUUUUUGGUAUUAUUUGACAUGAAAAACAAAACAGCAAAAUUGAGUGAUAGAUACAAUAUGAAACUUGUUGAUGAAUGAAUUCAAAUUUAUUAAAAAAGGACUAACUGACUUAAA
Molecule: messenger RNA, 5431 nt
Organism: Chinchilla lanigera (long-tailed chinchilla)
Lineage: Eukaryota; Metazoa; Chordata; Mammalia; Rodentia; Chinchillidae
Gene: Gabrb3
Product: gamma-aminobutyric acid (GABA) A receptor, beta 3
Exons: 6
Coding region: 13-1173 (386 amino acids)
Biological process (GO): chemical synaptic transmission; nervous system process; monoatomic ion transmembrane transport
Cellular component (GO): synapse; neuron projection; membrane
Molecular function (GO): GABA-A receptor activity; extracellular ligand-gated monoatomic ion channel activity; neurotransmitter receptor activity
Source: RefSeq, a predicted model, not a curated record